Molecule: messenger RNA, 2468 nt
Organism: Linum trigynum
Lineage: Eukaryota; Viridiplantae; Streptophyta; Magnoliopsida; Malpighiales; Linaceae
Source: the annotation of a GenBank genome assembly
UAUCAUAGGUUGCAGCAGAAAUCAAAAGAAGUUGAUCAGGAUUUAAUUGAGUCAAUCAACACACUUCAAUAGAUUAUAAUCAAAUAGUAUAUCAAUCCAAAAGUCAUUACAAUCAAUAUCCCUAACACAUGGAACUAGGGUUCUUCAUACCCAAGUGAGAGAAGGGUCUACUCCAUAGAGAGAGAGGGGAAAACAAUAUUCAAAGCAAUCAUACUCAUAACAAUGGGAAGAAUCUGCUAUGGGAUGAUAAUCUUCACUCCAAGGAAGAAAUCCAAGCUUGAUUGAUGAAACCCAGCUCAAAAAUCAGUCAUAGGGUUUGUUCUUCGCACUUUCUCUCUCUAGAACUCUGUUUUUUGCUCAAAAAGUCGAAUCCCCUUCUCCAAAACCCGAAAUUGGGUUAAGAUGCAGUUGCGCGCGAUUGCACGGCCAGAACGCACGACAGUGCAGUCUCCUAAUUUGCCCGUGCACCCCAAAUCGCAGAGUUACAAUUAGUUUCGCGAGGGGAGUGCAUGGCCAUUGCAUGGCCCGUGCAAUCCAAGAUCCUGGCCUUGCAGCUCUCUCGCAUAAUUCACCACGGCCACAAAUUCAUUGUGCACGGUGUCGCAACCGCUCCUCCAUAUUGGGGGACCCGUCGCGAUAUGCUCGGAGUAGCCAUCGAUCUUAAUUGUGGUGGAUCGAACACCUUUUGGCCGGUCUGGACCUUAGGGACGAAACCGGGAUUUGGUCUGUGAAAUUUUAGAGAUUUGGGUUCGGGUGUACGGUUACUUGUGGGGAAGUGUAUUCACACCCACAAUGCCUCAAAUGGGUACUACUUAAACGAUAAAUUUUUAAUGGUUGGACUUGGGUGUAUUAUUAUUUGCGGUUUUAUUUAUGCAUUUAAUUCUAAAUUCAAUUAGGUAUUUAUGAAUGUCCAAUUUUGAUCACACUUCUAUCGACGUAAUUCUCAAAAUUAAGAAAGAGUUUUUAAUUAGUUGGACUCGAACCUAUUGGUUGCCUACAUACCCGAGUAGUCGAGAUCAAAGUCCACGUAGUUCAAUCAAAAUGAGUGAUUUGAAAAGUUGACGUUUGCACGUUGAAUUGGUAAGAAAAUUGGUUAGUUGGACUUGAAACCUAUUGGUUGCAAACGUACCCGAAUAGUCGGGAUCAAAGUCCACGUAGUUCGUUUAAGUAGAUAGGUGUUGGUAAGAGAAUAUUAACAAGUUUCUAUUGAUAUAAAUUUUUUUUUCGCAAAGUCAGUGAUGAAAAGAAAAGUCAUAACGAAGAAGAAAGAAAAGCGCGAGAGUCGACCAAUAGUCGAACUCUCGAUGAGAGGGCCUUUUGUGCCACAUGAUGGGCAGCCCUAUUGAGAUGACGGGACACAAAACAGUAAGAGAUACUGCUAAACGAUGAAGCCAAGCUCUUAGCAUCCGCCAAAAUAGCACCUCCCCGAUCAUGAUGCAAAUCACCUCCAACCAUCCACCGGAUUAAAAGUUGAGAGUCCCCAUGCAAAGAAACAGCAAGAAAGGAAUUGGUUAGACACCACUGCAAGGCAUCACGCAAGGCUAAACACUCCAUAAUAAAUGGAUCUUGAAUACCAUCAUAAUAUUUGCCAAAAGCAAAGAGCACAGUACCUGUCCCAUGGAAACCUACGAAACCGAUACUACCUCCUUGGCCACGCUUGGCCGCCCCAUCAAACCAAACAUUAAUAAUGGAAGACAAUCCCGAGGUCAGGGAGGACCCAACACGUUCCGCUGCGGCGGGGAGACGAGAAGUGCUACGAUGAGCCUGAGGCGGAGAUGCCUGAGUAGCCUCCCUCCACUCAUCGACUUGCCGUUGAUACUGACGAAAUAAUGCAAAAGGGAGAUACUGAAUGUGAUAUAAUUUGCGUUUUUAAGAAUUGUAAUUUGGUAAAUAUGAAAUUGGGAUUUGGUAAUUUGAGAAAAUGUUAACGCUCGAGAACCUUAUUACGUUUUAUUAAAUGCGAGUUAUGUAUUAAGGACAUUUAAAAGAACAAUUAAUAGGCUGGUAGUCUAUCUUGUUAAUAGACUAAACAAAUGGUGAUUGAUGUUUUUAAUUUUCGAUACUUUUUGUUUUGUAUAGGGACGUUAGCGACUGGUAAGUUUUAGGAAAUUAGGAGGAUAAUUUGGUCUUUGAGUGAGCCGACUGUAUAUACUACACUUAGGGGUCGUUUGGAGAACAUGAUUCAGGACAUGGAUUCACUGAAUUCGUAGAUUUUGUUGAAAGUUAUGUUUUUUUGUUGCUUUUUGUAUUGUGAAUUCUAGCUUUAGAGAUUUCAAAUCUCUAAAAUCUUCGGAUAUCAAAUCUCUCAUAAUUAGAGAGAUUCUAUAUCUUGAUUCGUGAGAUUUUUUCUCUCCUAAUUUUUCUCAUCCUUUUAUUUAUUUAUCACAUGAAAUAUAUUUAUCAACAAAGUUUUUUAUAUUUCUCGAACCACUCUAAUUUUUUAUUAAGGAUAAACAUGUUAUUUAAUA